CCUACUUAAUCUUUUUAUUAUGUUCUGCUGAGAUUUUACUUUCACGAAUUUUUUUAAAUGUUUAUCAGUUGUCUCGCCUAAAGCUCGAUAUGGUGUCUGGCAGCCAAAACUUGGAUAAUAUAAAGAAACCAGACACGUGGAAACUAUGGACUCAAAAGAGAUACGUUUUAACCUUUUUAGUAUUUUUAGGUUACUUUAAUAUUUAUUGUUUGAGAACCAACAUGAGUAUCGGCAUAGUGGCGAUGACCCAAGAUAGGGUCAUCACACUAUCAAACGGGACUAACUUAAUUGUUGUGGCGGAAUUUGAUUGGGACAACGUGCUCCAAGGAUACGUAUUAAGUUCAUUUUUUUACGGUUACAUGGUCACUCAACUCCUCGGUGGCAUAUUGGGCAGAAAAUUCGGAGGGAAAUUAAUUUUUGGAGGCGGUAUCGCCAGCACCGCCUUCAUAACCGUCAUCAGUCCCUGGUUGGCUGAAUGGAGCGUGUACGCGUUGAUUGUCUCAAGGAUUCUUAUGGGAUUAUUUGAAGGGGUAACUUUUUCGAGUUUGUUCACCCUAUGGAUCAAAUGGCUUCCCCCAAACGAACGAGCGAGAUGUAUGGCCCAAGUCAAUUCUGGUAGUUAUACGGGGGCCAUUUUUGCCAUGAUGGUUUUGGCUUAUCUAGCCGAUGCUGCCGGGUGGAGAAGUAUUUUUUGGUUAUCCGGUGGAUUGGGACUGGUAUGGUUCGUCGCCUGGUUAUAUUUGGUAUCAGAAUCCCCUGAUACAGACCCAACCAUAACACCCGAAGAACUAAAUUAUAUCAAAUCAAAUAGAAAAGAGUCGACCAAACGCCAGAACUUUCGUGAUAUACGUUGGACGAACAUUAUCACUAGUAAAGCAGCCUGGUCCUUACACGUGCUUUUCUUUUGCGAAUCCUGGGGCUUUUAUACAUUAUUGACCCAACUUCCGAAGUAUUUUAAAGAUAUUUUUGCUUUCGAUAUAUCAAAGUCGGGAGUUCUCUCUGCCAUCCCUUAUGUGGCGCUGGCCCUUAUGAUGCAACUAAGUGGCGUCUUAUUGGACAAAAUAACGAGGUGGUUGUCUACCACGAAUGCAAGAAAACUGUUUGUUCUAAUCGGGUUUUUGGCACAAACCGGUUUCAUGUUAGGCGCUGCAUUUGGAAAUGCGGUCGCUUUAACGGUUUUCUGUUUGACCAUGGCAGUCGGGUUGGGUUCCAUGUCAAUUGCUGUUAUGACGGUAAAUUCUUUGGAUAUUGCCCCUUUACAUUCGGGAAUCUUGUUUGGGAUAGCGAACACCAUUGGCACGUCAACUGGGAUAAUAAGCCCCAUCGCAGCAGGUUAUAUAAUAUCUACCGAGAAUCCGGUAAAAAGACAAUUGAGCAGUGGAGAAUUAUAUUUUAUAUGUCGGCGGGUAUUUACCUAUUUGGGGCGAUGAUUUAUGGGUUAUUCGGAAGCGGAACGCGGCAAGACUGGGACUACGAAUCCGAGAAAAAUGUGAUAAAAUACCAAAAGAGUUCCCCAAAGAUUUUUUUGAGUAAUAAAACUUGAUUUGGAAACCCAAUGCGUUCCUCAAAAAAAAAACAUUUAAUAUGAUUUUAACAUACUUCACUGUUUUAAUAUAUUAAUAUAAAAUAAAUUAAAACGAAAAA
Anthonomus grandis grandis is the source of this 1644-nucleotide messenger RNA. Its product is annotated as sialin-like. Lineage: Eukaryota; Metazoa; Arthropoda; Insecta; Coleoptera; Curculionidae. Gene Ontology annotation, cellular component: plasma membrane. The transcript is spliced from 8 exons. The record is from RefSeq and is a predicted model, not a curated record. Gene Ontology annotation, molecular function: transmembrane transporter activity. The coding region runs from base 90 to 1430 and encodes 446 amino acids. Gene Ontology annotation, biological process: monoatomic anion transport; transmembrane transport.